This is a messenger RNA of Gossypium arboreum, 1584 nucleotides long. Its product is annotated as PP2A regulatory subunit TAP46. The record is from RefSeq and is a predicted model, not a curated record. Gene Ontology annotation, cellular component: cytosol. Gene Ontology annotation, biological process: regulation of dephosphorylation; regulation of signal transduction. NCBI's taxonomy places the organism in Eukaryota, Viridiplantae, Streptophyta, Magnoliopsida, Malvales, Malvaceae. Gene Ontology annotation, molecular function: protein phosphatase 2A binding.
GAUUAAUCUUUAUACAUUAGAUCAAAGAGUGAAUUGAGUUAAAAAUUUAAUUUAUUUUUAAUAUUAAAAAUUACUCCAUGUAUAUUAUGUACACAUGGUACAUUCAAAUCAAAAUCAUCGCAAAUUGUUAAAUUCAAAAUUUGUCUCGAUGAAUUUGCGAAAUUUCUAGGUUUUUGGAUAUAGAUCCAUGUGUGAGAGCAAAAUGGAGGACAUGCCAUUGCCUGCUCUCUUCGAACAAACUAGUAAGAUCCAUCUGACGGCUAUGGAGUCCGGUGCUGAUCAGGAUCUGGUAAAGAAAGGAUGCGAGGCACUGGGUAAGUGCGAGGACAUGAUAAGCAAGCUAGGACUUUUUUUCAAUGAGACCAUUGAUGACAUUAGCACCACCAAUCUCAAGUAUAUUCUGGUGCCAUUUUAUCUUGCAGAGCUGACUGAAAAUAUUGUGCAGGACGAUAGGAUACAGAUUCUCAAAACUUCACAGGCAAAAUUGAAAGAGCUCAUGUCUUUUUGCGAGGCAAUGGAGCUUGUACCACAGGAAGAGUUGGAAGUCGCUGUACAAGGAGCAUCAAAUUCUUUUGCUGAUCAAAGGGCCUUAAAGAUUGCUCGGUUCAAACGCCAAAGAGCAGCAGAAGCAAAGCUGACAGAAAUAAAGGAACAGAAGGAACGACGCGAGCGUCCAACAAAAGCUGCUGCCAUAUCCACUCCUGUUGAGCAUGGAGAGGAGGAUGUGCUGUAUGACGACGGGGAGGAGGAACGAGAGGCUUGGCUUACCACCAUCUCAUUGGCUAUUUGUAAGGAAGGGGAAAAGGAGUUUUCUCAGGCUAUCCUAGAUGAUCGCACCAAGAAAGCUGAGGCAUGGCAUCGUGAUGCUGCAACUCGGGCUCAAUAUACUAAACCUGCACCACCUAUCACGUGUGCUACAUUUGCUCAAGAUGUUAUAGAAGGAAGGGCAAAUGUUUCACAGGCACAUGACCACAAACACGAGCCAAUAAUCUUUGGACCACAAAGCCUUACAGGUGGAAGCUUUACAAGUGAGAGGGAAAGGAUGGCAGCCCAAGUUUUCCAACCUUUUCAUAGGAUGCCAACGAUGAGCAUCGAGGAAGCUGGUCUGAAAGAGAUGGAAAUGAUGAACAAAUGGCAGGAGAGGAAUGCAAAAAUGUUCGAAGAAGCUAACUCGGCAUGGUAUAAGGACCGCCCGAAGUUGGGACAGAGUGAACAUGAUGAAGAUGAUGAUGCUGCCCAAGAGAAGGCGAGGGCAUGGGAUGACUGGAAAGAUGAUAAUCCUCGAGGUGCUGGCAAUAAAAAGCUCACACCCUGCGGGUGAAAGCUGACAAGUAAGUUCUUAUACUUUUCUUAUAACGUAUUCUUUCAGACCUAAUUAAUGGUGGUUUUAGGAACAUUCUUCGAAAUCUAUAUUUAUUAUAGAUUUUCACUUAACGAAAUUUUAGCAGUUUGCUUUGAGUAAUGUAUUAAAUUCACACGUCAAUUAGAACAAAAUUGAUCAUGCUUGCACUAGUCUAUGUGCUUCGAAUUUUGUCUUACUCUAUUUAUAUUUGUCUAUUUUUAACUAAGUCUAUUUUAUACUUA